CAGUUUUUCACGUGAAUGUUUUGAGAAAUGAAAAGCUGGCUUAACUUGGAAAUUGCUCAGACUCUUCAAGAAACACGAGAAGACAUGUUAUCUUGUAAACCUAGAGGCCGAACUAAAGCGUCUUUAAUAAAAAAAAUUCUUAUUGGCUCUUUUAUAUUUUUAGCUUUUAUGCACAUUUAUGCAUUUCCUAAAUUCACUCAAUCUUACGGCGAUCCUUGCUAUCUAAAUAAAGCCAAAUUUAAUGCCUUAACUCACAUCCUUCACUCUACUGUAGCUGUUCUACAAAAACGAAAUGAAACCUAUUGGCUAGACUAUGGAAGCUUAAUGGGAUUUUAUAGAGCACGUGGUGUAAUGCGUUAUGACUCAGAUAUUGAUAUGGGUCGAUUAAUUCACAGUGACCCAGAGAAAGAGAAACAUUUUUAUAAAGUAUUUGUUGAAGAUAUGAAGAAGCAUCAUGUUGAUGUAAUAAAAAAUGGAACAAUGCUCCGUCGUCGAGCGGAAGAUGGUGAUUAUGUAUUUGGUGAUCUCAUGGUAUGGAGAAGAUCCACGAUUACUCAAGAUGAUAAAAAAAUUUCAGUUUUAACCAGAAGAGAUCCUAAAUGGAAAGAAUCAAUGAUGUUAAAAGUUGCAAAGUCCAUGGGGGCUGGAGAUAUACCUGAAAAAUGGGUCCUUCCACCUAGGCCUCAGGUGUUAUCCAGUGGUCAAAUUGUGCACGUCCCUAGAAACUAUGAAAGAGUUAUUCGUUUUAGAUAUCCAUUUUCGUGGAGAAUACCCUUUCCAUAUAAAUGGAAAUGUUGGCUUCCGUGGAAUUAUCCUGAAUCUUAA
Dimorphilus gyrociliatus is the source of this 825-nucleotide messenger RNA. The record is from the annotation of a GenBank genome assembly. Lineage: Eukaryota; Metazoa; Annelida; Polychaeta; Dinophilidae.